Phoenix dactylifera (date palm) is the source of this 3420-nucleotide messenger RNA. RefSeq names its product P-loop containing nucleoside triphosphate hydrolases superfamily protein. The record is from RefSeq and is a predicted model, not a curated record. Lineage: Eukaryota; Viridiplantae; Streptophyta; Magnoliopsida; Arecales; Arecaceae. Gene Ontology annotation, biological process: microtubule-based movement. Gene Ontology annotation, molecular function: ATP binding; microtubule motor activity; microtubule binding.
GAAAAAGGAAAAGAAAAAUAACCGAAAAGGCGAGCUUUCUAAAAUCGAUCAACUGCAUCGCUUCCAAGGCAAGCAAAAGAAAAGCGGAGCAGAGAGAGAAACCCUAGAAAUCUCCUCUCCUCAUAUCCAAAUUUCAAAAACCUCAUUCUUCCAGGCUCUUAGAUCAUAUUUUGUCAGGAUUCCAUGCAAUGCCGCUCCGAUCUGCUCCGAUUUGAGCUCCAAUGACGGCGAAAUCGGUCUUCUCAGGGUCUUCGAUCGAUUAGGGGAGGUUUUUCGUGUGGUUUUGGGCUGGAGGAUCGAUCGGAGCUCGCCAUGGCGUCGAGGCCGGCUUCAAGGCAGAGGAAGGCGGCUCCGGCGGUCUCUAAGGCCACGAAUUCGCUGUCCUCUUCCACGACGUCGUCUUCGCGGCAGGUGCCGGAGGCGUCAUUGGAUGGACUGAGCUCGCCGGUUUCGUCGUCGGCGCUGAGCAAGCCGCUGUACUUGUACGAGGAUGGCCUGGGAUUCGAUGCGGGGGGAUCCAAGGAGAAUGUCACUGUCACGGUCCGGUUCCGGCCGCUCAGUCCACGGGAGAUUCGGCUGGGGGAGGAGAUCGCGUGGUACGCCGAUGGGGAUACAAUCGUGAGGAGCGAGCAUAAUCCAUCAGUGGCAUAUGCAUAUGAUCGAGUUUUUGGACCUACAACUACAACACGACAUGUUUAUGAUGUUGCUGCUCAGCAUGUUGUCAGUGGUGCAAUGGAGGGUAUAAAUGGCACAAUUUUUGCUUAUGGAGUUACUAGUAGUGGCAAAACACAUACAAUGCAUGGAGACCAACGAUCCCCUGGUAUCAUACCUUUGGCUGUGAAGGAUGCAUUUAGCAUUAUACAGGAGACUCCUAACCGUGAAUUUCUCCUUCGUGUAUCAUAUUUGGAAAUCUAUAAUGAGGUUGUUAAUGAUUUACUGAACCCAGCAGGACAGAAUCUAAGAAUCAGGGAGGAUCUUCAGGGAACAUUCGUUGAGGGUAUUAAGGAAGAAGUUGUAUUAUCUCCUGCGCACGCAUUGUCCCUUAUUGCAGCUGGGGAAGAACAUAGACAUGUGGGAUCUAAUAACUUCAAUUUACUAAGCAGCAGAAGUCAUACAAUAUUCACACUGACAAUAGAGAGUAGCCCCUGUGGUGAAUGUAGUGAAGGGGAAGCAGUUCAUCUUUCACAACUUAACCUCAUCGAUCUGGCAGGUUCAGAGAGCUCGAGGGCUGAAACUACUGGAGUACGUCGAAAAGAGGGAUCCUAUAUCAAUAAAAGCUUAUUAACUCUUGGAACCGUGAUUGCAAAGUUAACUGAUGGAAAAGCUACACAUAUUCCAUACCGAGAUUCUAAAUUAACUCGACUCCUCCAAUCCUCCUUGAGUGGUCAAGGGCGUGUUUCUCUCAUCUGCACAGUGACUCCAUCCUCAAGCAAUGCAGAAGAGACCCAUAACACGUUGAAAUUUGCCCAUCGCGCCAAACACAUUGAGAUACAAGCAUCACAAAAUAAAAUUAUUGAUGAAAAGUCUUUGAUCAAGAAAUAUCAAAAUGAGAUUCGUAGUUUAAAGGAAGAGCUAGAACAGCUAAAAAGGGGCAUUGUGACUGUUGCUCCCUUAAAAGAUAUGGGAGAGGAUGAUAUUGUUCUCUUAAAGCGAAAGCUAGAGGAUGGUCAUGUAAAGCUACAAUCGAGGCUGGAACAAGAAGAAGAAGCUAAAGCUGCUUUGCUGGGAAGGAUACAACGAUUAACAAAACUAAUUUUGGUAUCUACAAAAACCACCCAAUCUCCAAGGUUUCCUCAACGUCCUGGUCCAAGGCGAAGACACUCGUUUGGAGAAGAGGAGCUUGCUUAUCUCCCAUAUAGGAGGAGAGAAAUGAUCUUGGAUACUGAGAACAGUGAUUUUUUUGUUCCACUAGAAGGAUAUGGUGAAAUUAUUGAUGAUUCUUCCAAGGAGGAGAAGAAAAACCGAAAGCAUGGGCUCCUAAAUUGGUUCAAGCUACGGAAACGUGACAGUGGUGGGACAUUGACAAGUUCUGAUGGCGAAAAAUCAAGUGGGACAAAGUCAUUCACUAGACCUUCAACUCCUCAAGCAGAGAGUGUAAACUUUCCUGUGGAACCAAGAAAUUCAAAUUCUUUAAUCACAGAGAGUAUUCCUGCUGAUAAUCUUUCUCUGCAGGAGACACCUCUGACCAGCAUUAAAACUAUAGACCAUGUUGAUUUGCUGAGAGAGCAACUAAAAAUUCUGUCUGGAGAAGUAGCACUUCAUUCAAGUGUUUUAAAGCGAUUGUCAGACGAUGCAACCAAUAAUCCAAAGAACGAGCAGAUUCAAAUGGAGAUAAGGAAGAUUAGUGAUGAAAUCAAAGCCAAAAACCAGCAGAUAGCUUCUUUAGAAAAGCAGAUGGCUGAUUCAAUUUCUGCUAAUCAAAACAAAAUGGACAAACUGGUUCUCUCACCGUCUUAUGCUGAACUGGUAGAACAACUCAAUGAGAAGUCUUUUGAACUUGAGGUGAAAACUGCAGAUAACAGAGUGAUACAGGAUCAGCUGCAACAAAAGAUAUGUGAAUGUGAAGAAUUGUGUGAAGCAAUUGCUUCACUGAAAAAACAGAUUGCCUCUUCAACAAAUUCUAAAUCACAACAUUGCUCUGGGGGAACUAAUUUUGAGAUGGAGUUCCCUGCAAGCAAAGAAAACACACCAUCAAGAGACGUUACUACAGAGUUGCUGCAGCAGGCGCAUAUGGCAUCCGAGAUUGAAGAACUUAAGCAGAAAGUAGCUGAAGUUACUGAAGCUAAAACCCAACUAGAAACACGUAACCAGAAGCUGGCAGAGGAGAGUGCAUAUGCCAAAGGGUUGGCCUCAGCUGCAGGUGUGGAGUUGAAGGCACUAUCGGAAGAAGUCACCAAACUCAUGAACCAGAAUGAGAGGCUGGGUGCUGAAUUAGCAUCAGUGAGAAGUUCUGCUCAGCGGAGAGUGAGCAAUGGACCAAAGAACGCCAAAAGAGACAAUCACCUCAAGCGGCAUGAACCAACGCCCAGGAGAGAAGUGAAUGCUAGCUAUGAAAGAGAACAAACACUUGAAGCUGUGCUUCUGGAAAAGGAGCAAAGAGAAGCGGAGCUUCAGAAGAAAGUAGAAGAAUCCAAACAGAGGGAAGCCUUCCUAGAAAAUGAACUGGCCAACAUGUGGGUUCUUGUGGCAAAGCUGAAGAAAUCUCAAGCAAAUGAACCCGAUGAUUUAGAUGCCAACUGAAAUUGUGUUGGAAAGGGAAGAUAAGAGUGGAAGGUGAGAGUUAUUGUUUUGGUUGGUCCAUAGGCUUUGGGUUUUUGUAUGUAAGAGAUAUAUUGUAUAUUGAGCUUGUUUUGUAUUGUGAAUUGACGUCGUUCUUAUUGUUUCUAUUUUUAAUGUCAGUUUUCAUUCAAAUUUAUUGUU